Molecule: messenger RNA, 1050 nt
Organism: Parnassius mnemosyne (clouded apollo)
Lineage: Eukaryota; Metazoa; Arthropoda; Insecta; Lepidoptera; Papilionidae
Source: the annotation of a GenBank genome assembly
AUGUCAUUUACCAUUGAUGGAUGGACGUCAAUUGCAGAUAGGAGUUACUACGGGGUCACUAUUCAUUAUAUAGACAACGAAUGGAAGUAUCGAUCUGUAUUCCUUGAUUUUAUACCAUCACGCGGUCGACAUACUGGGAAAGAUAUUGCAACGAUUUUCCACGAAUGUUUAUUGGAAUAUGACAUAAUUGAUAAAAUACAGGGUAUCACGGUCGACAACGCAACUGCAAAUACCAAAUUUAUGCAUGAAUUGGACAAACAGCUGCCACACUUUGAUUCAGACAGUCAACAUUUCCGGUGCUUUGCUCACAUUUUGAACCUUGGUGUACAAGAUUUAUUAAAGACCUUAGCAUUACACAGUGAAACUGACAAUAAGGGACAAGAACAGCAGUAUGAAGACAAUGAAGACGAAACUGAGGAAGAUGAAGAAUAUGCGCCAAAUAUUGCUGACUCACCUACAGCUAUAACAAAAUUACGCAGUAUUUCCAGUAAAAUAAAAAGAAGUGGGAUAUUGAAGAGGAAGUUUCAGUCUGCUUGUGAAGCAGCUGGCGUGCCAUCAAAUCUGAACCCCAUACUCGACUGUCCAACGAGAUGGACUUCCACACAUGAUAUGAUUGAAUUUGGUUUAAAAGUGAGAACUGGCAUUAACAUAUUGUGCACUUCUGUCACCGAAUUGAAUGAUUUUCAAAUCACAGAUAGUGAAUGGCAAAUACUCGAAAAAAUACAUAAGUUUCUAAUAAACUUUAAACUUCUAUCAACGAAACUUGGCGGAGAAAAAUAUGUUACAUUACCGCUAGUCAUUUUAUCAUUCAAUCUCUUGCUCGAUAAAAUUGAAUCCAUGGUAAAACAAUUAGAUGAGAAACCUAAUCGAUCCGAAGUGGAUGAAAGGCUCAUUCUGGGUUUUCAAGCAGCUCGAGACAAAAUGCUUAAACAUUAUAAAAAGAGCAACUGGAUUUAUUGUACCUCUUUAAUUUUAGACCCAAGGCAUAAAACUCAGACUUUUGACAUGACAUUAUGGGGGAAGCAAAUUAAAACAGAAAGCCUGCGCUAA